AUGGCGACUACGGCCGCCAGCGGGCCACCUACGACGCGCGUCGACGUCCCCUCAUGGAAUGGCGAGGCUGACAAGUUGACGAGCUACAGGUUUGAGGUCUCCAUGUUCACCAAGAGCAUCAAGACUGCGGAGCGCUACGUGUGCGGGCCGCAGCUGGUGCGCGCCCUCGGGGCGCGAGUCCGGACGACGGUGGAGAGCUGCCCGGACAUCGACACGGUCGACGAGAUCGACAAGGAUGGCGUUUUGAUUGGGUGGAACAAGGUGUUUCAGUACGUAUUGGAGAAGCUGGACUUCACCAGCCUGAAUGACACGGGCCUACUCGCGGAGGAGUUCUUCUUGAAGGUCAGCCGGAACUCAGGCGAGACCUUCCAGGACUGGGCCGCCAGAUUUGAGAAGAAGGAGCGUGAGCUGUUGGCGCAGCUUCAAGUCAUUGACUCAAGCGUGACGGAAGUGAUUGCGAAGCCUCUUCGGACAUGGUGGUUCCUUCGGAAGUCCAAGCUAUCCCCUGUUCAACGUGGAGAGAUCACCGCCGCGGCAGGUGGCGACCUCAACUUCGGCAAGACAUACAAGGCCUUGCUCACGCGUUUCCCGGCGGAGGCGCUGGCGGAGCUCGACGGCAAGCAGCACCGUAAGGCCUUCUAUGAGGACACGCACGUCGACGACGUUGAGGACGAGACUGGUGGGGAAGAUAUUGAUUACACAGAGGUUGUCGAGCAGCUGAUCACCCUCGCGGAAGAGGAUGAAGAUGAAGAGCCAGCUGUCGACAACCCAGCGGACAACGAGGUGUUCGCAGAUUUCAAGCAGGUGGGCCGGAGCUUCAAGGACGCUCGCGACCUGAUCCGACGGCUUCGAGUAUCCCGCGACUACUACCCGGUCGUGUCGCUCAAGGACCCCGAUCGCGUGGCACCGCCUCCGAACCCGGGACGAGGUUUCCAGCGUGGCCGGGGCAAGAACGGUCGAGGCCGCGCUCGCUUCGACACGGGCAAGGGACGUGACAUGUCCAAGAUGAAGUGCAUCGCGUGCGGCGAAUAUGGUCACCGAGCGGCGGACUGCAACGAGAGGUUCAAGAAAGACAAUACGAGAUAUGGAGCUCGCGGGACUACUCACAACGGCUUCGUCCUGUCCGCCCUCGACGAGUACCUCUACCUCCUGGAGCGCGACGGCAUCUGGGCGAUCCUCGACAUCGGGGCCACGAAGAGCCUCGGCGGCCUCGAGAGCGUCGAGAACCUCAUGUACGAGAUGCUGGACCAGCACGGCCAGGAGUUCGAGACGACACAGGACGAGUGCUCAUUCACCUUCGGCGACGGCCUCCAGAAGAGCUCGAUGGGCACGGUGAAGGGGAACGUGUUCCUCGGCGGGGACCUGACCGAGGUCAAGCUGUCGGUGAUGCCGAACCGCGUGCCGAUCCUCCUGGGCAUGGACAUUCUGACUGACUCGCUGAAGGUUGUGGUCGACUGCGGCCGGAACUGGAUCGGCCUUCCGACCAUGGGCAACAAGGUGUUCUUCUGCGAGCGCCUCUCGAGCAACCAUCUGGCCGUCAACCUGACGACGCCGCAGUGGUGGAAGGAGGUGCCGCUUUCCUUGCCGAGUGCCGGGUGCCUGACGUCCGAAGCGACGGCACCCGAUGUUCUGGUCGAGGAGCUGCCCGAGGAGGCCGCUCCCGACGGAAACCUCGGCGGCGCGGACACCUACCAGAGCGACGGAAACUGCGACACGGAGCGGAUCGGCUCGAGCGACGGAAACCUCGAUUUCGUUCGGACGGACGGUCAGGGGAUAGACAACUUCGGCUCCAGCGACCCCGACGCCAGCAUCAGCAGCAACACCAGCUAUCCCGGCUCCACCAGCGAAGUGGUACAACACAGCAGGGAAGGGCGGCUGCUGCGGAGCUCUGGGGAAGACCAAACGCAGGUGCAGCUGCUUCGGGGGCAAGAGCCACCAGUGCCUCAGGACCCCACAGCAGGGAGCACCCGGGACACCAGGAGCGGCAUCAACAGCGACAGCCAGCAGCACCCCACCGAGCCCCGCGGGGGCUCAGCCAGUGACGAGACCUCCGAAGUCCGCGUGCUCUUGCUGCGGGACCCUCGGGAAGACGAUUCGGGGGUGCAGCUGCCGCGGAGGCAAGAGCCACACGUCUACGAAGGCGACGGAGGUGACCCUCCGGGAGCAGGCCGUGGCUCUACGCUGGCGGCGCCUGUCCUACAAGCUGAACUCCCCGGAGGUGCAGGGGGGCUAGAAGUUCACUCCGGAGAUGCUCGACGACUCGGAACUGCCGGAGAUGGACUCGAAGAGGAAACGCUGAAGCAUCUCGGCGACCAGGAUCUCAAGAUGUUCUACGAGAGCCACGACAAGGUCCUGGACGAGAUCUACCAGACCAUCGCCGAGGACCUGACGGAGCUCGGCAGGCCCUACCGCAUCGACCUGAUGGAGGUGUGCUGUCCGGAGGACUCGAGCCUCAGCAAGGCCGUGCAGGAUCAGGGAGGCAAAGUGUUCAGGUGCGGCCUCUUCAAUGGGAUCGACAUGGGAACGGCAACCGGGCUUCGACGUGCACUUCACCUUCUCCGACGACUCCGACCUCGCCGCUUGGUUCUCAGCCCGCCAUGUACAGCAGACUGCCCGAUCCAGAAUCCCAACCAGAAGACAGCUCAGCAGAAGGCCACGUACCUGGCGAAGGUGCGCAAGGCCCGACGGAUCCAGCGGAACUGCAAGAGCCUCUGGGAAGACUCGAAGAAGAUUCACGACUGCCACACCGAGCUCGAACAGCCAGCUGCCAGCCGAAGCUGGACCAGGUCGCCCUCGAUCAAGGCGAUGCGCGACCAGAUGCAUGAGACGAUCAUCCAUGGCUGUGCGUAUGGACUUCGCGAAGCUCGUUCCGGCCUGCUGAUGCGGAAGGCAUGGCGCAUAUGCUCGACAGACCCGGAGUUCGGCGCUAAGCUCGGCAGGACGUGCUCCAACCGCCCUGGCAGGGGCGACAACCACACACACCGCCCCAUCGAGGACGGACAGGUGGUGGCCCAGACGGCCUUUUACCCACCAGCACUGUGUAAGGCCUGGGCAAAGCAUAUCCUGAAGACGAACACCAGCGCGAGGUACGGCAAGGAGAUCUUCACCAGCUUGGAACAGAUCCCAGAGGACGCUGAAGAGGAGAUGGAGGAGACCCUCGACGAAGACCUCUUGCAGGAUAACCCCGAGGCCAUGGACGACGAGUCGGUCAUGAAGGGCCUGGGCAUCUCCGAGACACCGACCAAGAAGGAGGAGCUGGAGAUGGAACAACGGCUGACGCGGCUCCACCGCAACCUCGGCCACCCGAGCAACAAGACGCUGUACAAGAUCCUCAAGGCAUCGGGAGCACCUCUACAGGCCCUCCGAGCAGCUCUUCGUCUCCAGUGUCACGCAUGCCAUGCGGGACAACUACCAAAAGCCGUCAGGGUCGCCUCGGGCAUCGAGUUGCCAGGCGCCCUAGAGGUGUUGGCCUCCGACGGGCUCGAGUGGCUCUCGCCGAAGCAAGACUCUUUCCUGAUGACGUUGAAUAUCGAUGAGGGAUCCGGGCUCACCAGUGUCACCUAUCAUGGACAGAAGGGAGAGCGCAAUGGUAACAUAUCGACUCAGGAGGUGAUUUCAACAUGGAAUGACUGGUGCGGGCAUUACCGCCGCCCCAGCCUUCUCCGUUUAGACCCCGAAGGUUGUCAUCGGUCACAAGCAGUGGCCAGGUGGUGUUCGGACCGCGGCAUCGAGCUGUGGAUUGCCCCGGGCGAGGCCCACUGGCUGAUGGGCAAGGUCGAGAGGCGCAUCCAGCUGUUCAAGCGAUUGAUGACGAAGCUGGCAACGCUGGACCCCGACUGCCCGGUCGAGGAGUUGGUGUCCUGGGCCGUGAGCGCGAUCAACAGCAUGGACAAGGUCGGCAACCACUCCCCGUUCGAGCACGUGAUGGGCGUCUCUGGGAUGCCGGCCUCGAGCAACCCGUUCGCCAUCAUUGACGGGGACACCGGGGAGACUCAGGAGCAGAGGCGCCUCCUCGCGCGCAAAAGCUUCCUGGAAGUAGAGUAUGCUGAGCGUCGGCGACACGCCGAACAUGCCCGCAACCGGGUCUAUCAGACCUGGAAUCCGGGGGACCUCGUCUACUUCUGGCGCAAAGGGAAAGGCCUUGACCCUCGCCCUGGGAAGAAGGGCGGAUGGUACGGCCCUGCUCGUGUCCUUGCUCAGGAGAAACGACGCGUGGACGGGCGCACCCGUCCGACCUCGGUCAUCUGGAUCUCCCACGGGAGCGUGCUCAUCAGGUGCGCCCCGGAGCAGCUGCGCGUCGCCUCGGAGGCAGAGAAGAUGAUCGUCGAAUUGCAGCGGCAGAGCAACCUUGGCAAGACCAUGACGGAGAUCUUGGAGACAGCCAAGGGCGGUACCUAUGAAGACCUUCUCGGACAAAAUCCUCCAGACCUCCGAGAAUACGAGCAUCCACCGCAGCCGACGACGGCGAUCCCCGCGACCGAGGGCCAGACUCUCGAGAACAACAGCGAGGCGAGUCGAGACCUCGGUGGCGCAUGUCACACCGCGGACCAGAGCUCGAUCUGUACGUACCGCCGGAGAAGCGACAGAAAAGGUGCAGACGAGGAGAUGGCCGACGCGCUGUUCGACAGCAACCACCUGGUCGACCUCUUCAAGGACAAGCUGGACAUCACCCUCGGCACCGACGAACAGCAGACCGUCUACUUUGAGUACUUGCAGGACGAGAACCCCACUCCAGACGGACGCCGAGGUUUGAUGAACCACAUCCUGGACAGCUUCGUCAACCAGCGCCGGAAGGACAAGGUGGAGCUGACCUGGUCCAAGAUGAACGCCACCGAGCGUGAGGAGUUCGAGGCAGCCAUCGCCAAGGAGACGAACAACUGGGUCCAGCAUCAGGGACUCCGCGCUGUCCCGACAUCUCGGGUCAAGGACGCGGCGGACGUCAUCCGGGCAAGGUGGCUCUUCACCCGCAAGUCCGAUGGGAAGGCGAAGGCCCGGCUCGUCCUCCUCGGCUACCAGACGAAGGACCUAGGACAAGAGCCGACCGCCAGCCCCACCGCGUCUCGGCGCGCCCGUCACGUGAUGCUGACAGUGGCCGCCGCGAACCGCUGGAAGCUCAUCAAGGGCGACGUCACCUCCGCCUUUCUGCAGGCCCACGACCUCGACAAGGACCUCUUCAUCGAGCCAGAUGCCGUCCUCAGAAAGGCCUUCCACGUGCAGGAAGGGGAAAUCCUCCAGGUCGUGAAGCCUGGAUAUGGGAUCGGCGAGGCGCCCCGGCACUGGUGGGAGACGGUCAAGCACGACUUUGCGAAACUUCGACUCCAAGUCUGCGAGUUGGAGCCCUGUCUCUGGAAAGCACGAUGUUCCAGGACGGGUAUGCUCAUCGGUAUGAUCAUGGCCCACGUCGACGACUUCAUCAUGGCAGGGGAUACCUCCCACCCUGAGUGGCAGGACAUGGUCAAGCAGAUCCGAGGGCUCUACAAGUGGGGCACCUGGGAGGACAUGAAUGACGGGCUCACCUCUCUCGAACAGUGCGGCGUCACCAUCGAGGAGAGCGAGCAGGGCUUCUUCCUACACCAGAAGUCGUACAUCGACAAGAUCAAAGAGGUCAAGGCGGCCAGCGGCAGUAAGCAUCGGACCACCGACAGCCUCAAGGACUCUGACAAGACGGUGCUCAGGGCGUUCUGCGGCGAGAUCUACUGGCUUGGCGUGAAUACCAUGCCAUUUCUCUUAUCGUGGGUAGCCGACCUCCAGAUGAAGAUACCAGCAGGUACUCACAACCUCUUCACGGCUGCUAACAACAUCGUCAAGCUCGUCAAGCAGAGCCGCCACAUGGGGAUCAGGAUCUACCGGCACGCCCUGGACGACCUCGCCAUCUUCACCUGGUGCGACGCAGCCUGGGCCAGCCGCCCGGAUGGACACUCUCAGGGUGGUCAUAUCACCGCUAUAUCCUCCAAGGCGGCCAUGGGCGGGAAGCUCUCCGAGUUCACGGUCCUCGACUGGGGCUCCAAGAAGCUGCGCCGCGUGGCUCGGUCAAGCCUGGCGGCGGAGGUGCAGGAAGCCGGCGACGCCGAAGGCGAACAGAGCAUG
Messenger RNA from Prorocentrum cordatum, 6087 nucleotides. The record is from the annotation of a GenBank genome assembly. NCBI's taxonomy places the organism in Eukaryota, Dinophyceae, Prorocentrales, Prorocentraceae.